Molecule: messenger RNA, 414 nt
Organism: Mastomys coucha (southern multimammate mouse)
Lineage: Eukaryota; Metazoa; Chordata; Mammalia; Rodentia; Muridae
Gene: Defb119
Product: defensin beta 119
Exons: 2
Coding region: 27-338 (103 amino acids)
Biological process (GO): defense response to Gram-positive bacterium; defense response to Gram-negative bacterium; antifungal innate immune response
Molecular function (GO): lipopolysaccharide binding
Source: RefSeq, a predicted model, not a curated record
AAAGAGGUCCAUCCCUACCUCAGCGAAUGAAUGCUGCUCCUAUCCCCUGCAGCCCAGUUACCACCUUCACCCUGGGUGGCACCACCAUGAAGCUGGUUCUCCUGCUUCUUGCCAUACUUGUGGCAACGGAACUGGUAAUGUCAGGCAAAACUCCUACCCUUCAAUGCAUGGGUAACAGAGGAUUCUGUAGGUCUUCCUGCAAAAAGGGUGAACAGGCCUACUUCUACUGCAGAACUUUCCAGAUGUGCUGCCUCCAGUCCUACGUGAGGAUCAGCCUUACAGGCACAGAUGACGACACUAACUGGUCUUAUGAGAAACACUGGCCAAGAGUACGGUGAAGCCGGCACACCGUGUACAGACUUCCAGGGAAGCCGUCCCUGCAGCCCAUCUCCUUAUUAAAAUGUAUGCAUCUGA